UCCCCGCCAGCAGCAAGUUAUCCCUGACCCGCUGGUACAGUCCCCCGGUAUAUAUUUCCGGGUCGAACCCACCCAAGUAGCUGUCAAAAGGUUUGUCUUUCAUUUCUCUGUAGCUGCAAUUGUCGUUCCCAUAUCAAGCGUUCCUCCACAAUGCCCUUAGAACUGAACCCCGCAUUUGCCGAGGCUGCCGACCCUCUCCUGCAGAUAUUGGCCGCCAGCCCAAAGCACGAAUUGCAUGAUAUCCACGCUCGCCGGAUAGGUAUCACCGCCCUAUAUGAUUCCGUGUUCGCGACGUUGCCCUAUGCUCGGGGUGUAGAACGGACGGUUCAUCAAGUCCGGUCCCAUGACGGAUGGAUUAUUUCCGUCAAACGCUACUAUAAGAAGAACAACUCGUCUCCUACGUCUUCAGGACGUGGCCCAGCAAUCUUCCACGUGCAUGGAGGCGGUAUGAUUCAGGGCACGGUUGAUCUGUUUAACAAGGCGCUCGCCCUGCAUGUCGAGAAGAGCAACAUUCCGAUCUUCUCGGUAGAUUAUCGGCUGGCACCCGAGUGUCCGCAUCCAACACCACUUGAGGACUGCUAUGCUGGGUUAGCGUGGCUCCAUCGGCAGGGAGCCCAAUUCAGGGUGGACAACAGCCGCAUUGGUCUUAUGGGGGAGAACGCCGGGGGAGGCCUUGUUGCGGGCAUUGCCAUGCUGGCUCGGGAUCGGGGCUUAUCCCCGCCUCUAGCGAAGCAGGCUCUCUUUUACCCUAUGUUAGAUGACAAGAAUACUGUCCCGAAUCCUGCGCUGGAGCCUUUCACCACGUGGACUUACGAGGACAAUCUCACUGGCUGGACUGCCCUGUUGGGACAAGAUAUCGGGACGGACAAUGUCUCGCCAUACGCUGCGCCUGCCCGAGCCCCCAACUUGGAAGGCUUGCCGCCAACGUACAUCGACGUAGGCGCGCUGGACAUCUUUCGUGACGAAGCUAUCGCCUUCGCGGCGAAGAUCGCAGCUGCCAAUAUCGAUUUGGAAUUGCAUGUGUACCCGGGGCUGCCUCAUGUUUUCGAGAUCUAUGCCCCAGACUGUGAACCCUCUCAGAGGGCCGCCGAAAAUCGAUUCAAGUUCAUUACCAGCCUAUGAUUCGGCAUACAGGGACUUCGGUAGCAUGUUUUGUCACUGAGAACCGAGUCGCUUGACCAGACCGAUCAGAAUCGAUGGCAAUUUGGCGUGUGUUGUGUGUAUGAUCAGUUGAGCGAUGUGGAACUGACUAGAAUGGUGUUUGGGUUGGCUGUUGAGAGAGUGCGUCAUUCGGAAGAGCGGAGUGGCUGAGCGCCAGAUGCAAUACAAGAUGGUCAGAGCUUCCGGCUAAGCCAUGAGGGUGUUUGUACUGGAUAUCAGUCC
Molecule: messenger RNA, 1383 nt
Organism: Aspergillus aculeatus ATCC 16872
Lineage: Eukaryota; Fungi; Ascomycota; Eurotiomycetes; Eurotiales; Aspergillaceae
Product: alpha/beta hydrolase
Exons: 1
Coding region: 151-1122 (323 amino acids)
Molecular function (GO): hydrolase activity
Source: RefSeq, a predicted model, not a curated record